AUGGGGGGAAGGCUUCGGAUUGGUCCGGACGUCCUAUUGGCUGCUUCUUGUAUCGCUCUAGCGGACAGAUUCCUCUGAUUGGUGAAAAAAGUUAGCGGGUAUUCGGGAGAAAAGAGGCCAGGAGUUGCCAUGACAACAGGAAGAAGCUGAGCCCUCGGACUUCUUUUCUGCUUGAGGAUAGACUCGAAGGCCUAUAAGCGUUUUUGAUUCCUAUACCGCGUCUCACGAACCAAUUUAAAGAAGGGACCCUCCAGAAAAAGCCGAGGAAGACAUUCACACAGACCACAGGUGGCAGGAAAGCAAAGGACAUGGAUUUGGAGAGUAUGACUUCAGCUUCUGCUCUGCAGGCUCUCUCCAAGCUGCUCAGCAUUCCCGAAGAGGAGGAGGAUGGCCUGGAGCAGGUGUUAGAUCCAUCACCUGCUGUUGGAGCCUUGAGCCCUGGGAAUAUUGGACCAGCAAAGAAAGAAGAAUCCAAAGUCAACCCUCCAAAUAAGACUGAAAAUAGAAAGGACAUAUGGGAUCCGGAGGAGGUACCAGAAGGAUCGGAGUUUGAUGACAUGUGGGACCCCCGGGGACAGCCAGAAUAUGACAUUAUAUUCAAACAGCAGGUAGGAGCUGAGGAUGUAUUUCUGGGCAUGACCAGAAAAGACCCUUCUACAGCCUGCUGUGAGGAUCUCUUGAUUAAAAUUAAAUUGCCAGGCACCAAGUCUUCUGACAUCACUUUGGAUAUCCGUGAAAAAGUUCUCGAUCUUCGUACCCCCAAGCAUAAGCUGCUCCUGCACCUUCCCCAUCCUGUGGACAGCAAGACUGGAAAAGCGAGUUUUAUCACAGAAAAGGAGAUCCUUGAAGUCACCUUGACCAUGAAAAGAGAGUUUGAUUUCAUUAAUUUUUUCUGAAACCAUAAUGGGGGUAAGAUAAGUUAAUGUGGUCCAGUAAGACUGGAAGCAUCAUGAGAGUUCAAGGAAAACUCCCUGGGUGCUGAAUGGUUCUGUUGAUUAUGAGAUCAUCCAUUUACAGGGUCAAACCAAUGAAAGAUGCAAUGACAUAAUCCAUUGCUCAACAAUUGGCGGUUAGGACAGCAAAAACCAAACAAAACCAAAGCAAAAAGGCCCUAUUUCUCUGUUAUUUGGUUAAUUUUGGUUAAACUAUAUAGAAUUGACUUAUGAUGAAGUAGUUGAAAUGUUCCCAUAGUUAACAUAUAGGUUGUCCAAAAAGUUCUGGUGCAGAUUAAGCUUAAAAACUUAAAACUGCACUAGGACUUUGGGGACACUGUUUAUAGGCAUUAGCGUUUUCAUCAUCCAUGUUUGAGUGGAAAAGAAAAUGAAGGCAAACUGUAAUCUUUGAGCAAUUUAGACCUGUUUGAAAUAUUUGUUAUUAGUAACAUUUAAAAACAUUUUUAAAACUUGUUUUCCUAUGCAGCCUUAUAGUUAUUACCAAUGCCUUUUUUGGGGAUACUCUGCAUUAUAUUGUGGCAAGUAAACACCUUGGAUUCUGAAAGGCAUAUAGAGAAACAAGGAGCAUUCUUACCAGUUGUCUGUGUCUCCCUCAUUUCCAAUCUUUCUUCUUAAUUGGUAACAUGUGCUAGUCUUUUGUCCCUGUUCUUGUUAACUGGUUAAGCGUAGUCUACCCAUAGAUAAAAAUGUAUCCCCAUCAGUCAGAUCCUUCAUUUACAAGUUAGCAAUAAAGGAAAUCUUUGUCUUCUAAAGUA
Messenger RNA from Phascolarctos cinereus (koala), 1708 nucleotides. It is a transcript of the gene DNAAF6, whose product is annotated as dynein axonemal assembly factor 6. Gene Ontology annotation, biological process: flagellated sperm motility; axonemal dynein complex assembly. Gene Ontology annotation, molecular function: protein-folding chaperone binding; dynein intermediate chain binding. The record is from RefSeq and is a predicted model, not a curated record. Gene Ontology annotation, cellular component: cytoplasm. Lineage: Eukaryota; Metazoa; Chordata; Mammalia; Diprotodontia; Phascolarctidae.